CUCAAAACCCCUCGACGGCGAAUUUCUCGCUCAGAAUACUCUGUUCACGAUUUCACGGCGGAGGCAAACCUCUCUGCUCACUUUCUUUCUGUCUCUCUUUCGCAUCAAGACCUUAAACUGAAAGAGAAAAGAAAUAAUUUUUUUGAAGAUUUGCCCAACAAACGAUGGGGAAUAAGAGAGAGAGACACCAAAAUCCAGAGCCAUUUCUUCCUAAUGUAGAUGCCACUUUUUCUACCGCUUCCAGGAAGCGGAACAAGCUUCCCAAACAACAUCAGGAAGAUCAAAAGCUUAUAUCCUCGGGACUGAGCUCAAAGAUUCUUAAGGAGGCGUUGCUUCAGCAGAAGGAGAUACAGGAUGAAACAGAUAAUCAGAACCCUGCAAUAAUCAUGUUUCCCGAGGAACUUCCGGCCCCAGUAACUUUGGAUCAAGAAGAUGACAUUGAUGAUUUUAAUGGGUUCGAUGACACAAUUAGCCAUUACGAUUAUGAUGAAGCUAUCGAUGAAGAGGACGAGCUUUUACUGGAGGCUUUCAUGAACAAAGAUGCUGGUCCACAGCGCACAUUGGCUGAUAUCAUUGUUAAUAAGUUUAAAGAAAGAGAUGCUAAAACUUCAUCAGGUGGUGUAGGUCAUGCUCCCAAAAUUGAUGAUUCUGUCAUUGAGAUUUACAAGAGCAUUGGCAUCCUUUUGAGCAAAUAUACGGCUGGAAAGUUACCUAAAGCUUUCAAGCACAUACCAUCUAUGGCGCUUUGGGAGCAAGUGCUUCACUUAACUGAGCCUCAAAAGUGGUCACCAAAUGCUAUGUAUCAAGCUACAAGAAUAUUUGCGUCUAGUAACUCAAGAAAGGCUGAACGCUUUUACAAGCUUGUCUUGCUUCCUAGAGUCCGUCAAGAUAUCGCCGAAAAUAAAAAACUGCAUUUUGCCUUAUAUGCAUCCUUGAAGAAGUCUCUAUACAAACCUGCUGCUUUUAACAAGGGUAUACUGUUUCCCUUGUGUGAGUCAAAGACAUGUACUCUUAGAGAAGCUGUUAUUGUUGGAAGUGUUAUAACAAAGGUUUCAAUUCCUCCACUACAUUCGAGUGCUGCAUUGCUUACUCUUACUCGCAUGGAAUAUUAUGGCACAACAAGCUAUUUUAUUAAACUGUUCACUGAGAAGAAGUAUGCGUUGCCAUAUCGUGUUCUUGAUGCCUUGGUUUCUCAUUUCUUGAAAUUCGUUGAGGAUGAAAGAACAAUGCCUGUGAUUUGGCAUCAGUCCCUUCUCGCCUUUGUACAAAGGUACAAGAAUGAACUAACUAAGGAGGAUAAAGAAAAUCUCAAAUAUCUUGUUGAGAAACAAAGGCAUAAAGAGGUCACCCCUGAAAUCCAUAGAGAGCUAGACAACAGUCGUAACCGUGGAGAAAAAGAAGAUGUUGAAAUGCCAACUUUGAAUUCUGUGAUUAAUAACCCCAUAAAUGAAGACAGGUUUGACAUACCAGAUGUGCCUAUGGAAGAAGAUUAAGUAUAGAGGCACUUUAAAUUGUAUCCUCAACAUUCUUUGGCGGAGGCUUUUCUUGCAUGUUUUUUUAGCGUUGGGAUUUAUUUAAAUGGAUUUUUACUUAAAUUUCAAGUAUAAGUUGUAACAUUAUCUUAUUGAUUUUAUUAAACCCUUUAUUUUAGUCCAAUUUUGGUAGUUGAACAAUUUUAUGAGAUAGGUUUUUGGUUGAUGGAUUGAAUUUGAAGCAAUAUAGAGAUUGGUAU
This is a messenger RNA of Impatiens glandulifera, 1732 nucleotides long. Its product is annotated as bystin. NCBI's taxonomy places the organism in Eukaryota, Viridiplantae, Streptophyta, Magnoliopsida, Ericales, Balsaminaceae. Gene Ontology annotation, biological process: rRNA processing. The coding region runs from base 165 to 1493 and encodes 442 amino acids. The transcript is spliced from 11 exons. Gene Ontology annotation, cellular component: nucleolus; preribosome, small subunit precursor; cytoplasm. Gene Ontology annotation, molecular function: snoRNA binding. The record is from RefSeq and is a predicted model, not a curated record.